This is a messenger RNA of Sycon ciliatum, 1556 nucleotides long. Its product is annotated as MOB kinase activator 1A-like. The transcript has a single exon. Gene Ontology annotation, molecular function: protein kinase activator activity. Lineage: Eukaryota; Metazoa; Porifera; Calcarea; Leucosolenida; Sycettidae. The record is from RefSeq and is a predicted model, not a curated record. Gene Ontology annotation, biological process: signal transduction; positive regulation of protein phosphorylation. The coding region runs from base 276 to 920 and encodes 214 amino acids. Gene Ontology annotation, cellular component: nucleus; cytoplasm.
CGGGCCGGUCGGGGUUAUGUACUCUAGUACUCUACGCGUGUAUCUGUGUACGUGAGAGUUCAGUGCAGAAAAAAGCGACUCUCGCGCGACCUUGCGAUGUUAUCAGGUUCUCUUGUAUCUUGCAUGCAUCUUGUUUGUGGCUUUCAUUUUGUGAUUCACUGGCUGUUUCGGAGGCAUUUUCGUGGAACCGGAUAGUGGUGUGCUGUGCUGUGUCCUAAUACCUGACUCAGGUAGUCCGCAACGUCCAGUUACUGUCAUUCUCUUCGCCUGGCAUCAUGAGUAUCUUCACUGGUAAGGACAGCAAAACAUUCAGGCCAAAGAAAAAUAUUCCCGAGGGAACUCACCAGUAUGAGUUGAUGCAGCAUGCGGCGGCAACGCUGGGAAGUGGCAACCUGAGGGAGGCCGUUGCACUGCCCGAUGGCGAAGAUGUAAAUGAGUGGGUAGCUGUAAAUACCGUGGAUUUUUUCAACCAGAUCAACAUGUUGUAUGGCACCAUUGCUGAACACUGCACUCCAGAGAGCUGCCCAGUGAUGUCAGCAGGUCCUAGGUAUGAAUACCACUGGGCUGAUGGGCAGAAUGUGAAAAAGCCAGUGAAGUGCUCUGCACCAAAGUACAUGGACUAUCUCAUGAGUUGGAUCCAGGAGCAGCUGGAUGAUGAGAGCAUCUUCCCAUCCAAGGUCGGUGUUGCGUUCCCAAAGAGCUUCAUGAACGUCGCCAAGACAAUCUUCAAGCGGCUGUUUCGUGUGUAUGGUCACAUUUACCACCAGCACUUUCAGUCAGUGAUCAGUCUUGGUGAGGAGGCACAUCUCAAUACGUCUUUCAAGCAUUACAUCCUCUUCGUGCAGGAGUUCAACUUGAUCGACAAGCGUGAGCUCCAGCCACUGGCCGAGCUGAUUGAGAAGCUUACAGGCAAGAACUAACAAUGUGUGCGUAUAUAUGUGUGAGUGUGUGUGUGUGUGUGUAUGUGUGUGUAUGUGUGAGUAUUUGUGAGAGUAUUUGUGAGAGUAUGUGUGAGUAUUUGUGAGAGUAUAUGUGUGUGUGUAUGCGUGAGUAUUUGUGGAGUAUUUUUGCGAGCGUGGGCGUGCUUGCAGGCACAAGCAGAAGACUACAUGUGUAUGUGUGGGUGUCGGGUGAUUGCAGGUCGGAGCCUGUGUGUGUACAGGUCUGCCCGUGUGCCUGUAUGUGCAUGCAAAUUGUGUGGACUUAUGCUGUGCUGGCGUCAACUCAUUUGCCACUGGUCGGGAUUCCCCUCUUUAGCUACACUGAUCACUGGCGAAUACAAUCUCGUUUUCUACCGUGUAACUGUUACUUUAUCGGUCAACUUUGAGACCACGAAUUCCUUCGUUUCGACUUAAUUUAUUCGCUGAUCUUUAGAAACCUAUGAAUGUUUCUUUGCUUUUAUCACAGUGCUUUCUGAAUUUUAAGCUUUGGUAAUUUUAAGCCUGGCACGUUGAGGUCUGAUUCUGCCAGGUAUCAUUGCUGCUUGAAUGCAUCUCCAAGCGCGGGGAAAUGCUAUGUUCAUUGCAGAUUUUGAAAAUCAUUGAAAGCGAAAAAUA